AUGUCUAAACCGGCCAUCGGCUUUGUUGGCCUCGGCGCCAUGGGCUUCGGCAUGGCCACUCAUCUCGUGAAAGAGGGCUAUGCAGUACACGGUUACGACGUAUUCCCUGCAUCAGUAGAGCGGUUUACAGCUGCAGGCGGAAUUGCAGCUUCAUCACUACAGGACUCGGCCAAGGAAAAAGAUUUCUAUGUUUGCAUGGUAGCCUCGGCUCCACAGGUGCAAAGCGUCCUUUUCGGGGAUGAGGGCAUAGUUGCAGCUCUUCCCCAGAAUGCAACCCUCCUCCUCUGCUCCACCGUCCCUGCAUCAUACGCCCAAUCCGUCGCCGCUGAGCUAGCCUCCCUUGGCCGCGGUGAUAUAAGUUUCAUUGAUGCUCCAGUCUCAGGUGGCGCCCUCCGUGCCGCUGCGGGUACAUUAUCGAUCAUGGCCGGUGCGCCCGAUGCCGCGCUGGAGAAAGGCCGCUUCUUGCUACAGGAGAUGUCGGAUAUAGACAAGCUGUACCUUGUUCCCGGCGGUAUUGGCGCGGGCAGCAAUAUGAAGAUGGUGCACCAGGUUCUAGCAGGUAUCCAUAUUCUGGGUGCCAGUGAGGCGCAGGGCUUUGCUGCGCAGUUAGGACUCGAUGCAGUUCAGACAGCGGAGGCGAUUAAGUCGAGUGCCUCCUGGACUUGGAUGCAUGAGAACCGACUACAACGUAUGUUGGAAGAAGACUGGCACCCCGGCGCUAGUGCUUUGACUAUUAUUCUUAAGGAUGUGGGGAUUAUCACCACCUCGGCGCGUCAAAAUCAAUUCCCUAUCCCGCUCUGCUCCACAGCUGAGCAGGUUUAUCUGUCUGCUUUGUUGCAGGGAUAUGGCGCUGUUGAUGAUUCGUCGAUGGUGCGGCAGUACUUUGCUGAGCCUAUCAUGAAGGUUUCUUGCACUAAGUCUGCUGAGGAGGCGGCUGAGGCUCUCCAGCUGGUCCUGGAUUUGAUGGAGGUGACUAAUCUUGUUGCGACAGCGGAGGCGAUCUCAUUUGCGCGCUACCUCAAUGUCGAUUUGAAGCAGUUCUACACUCUUGUCAGUGAUGCUGCUGGUGCAAGUCGCCAGUUUAUGACGAAAGGAUUGGAGAUUAUUGAGGGGCGUGGACAAGGGGCGAAUGUAGCCUCUGAAACCAUUGAUGCUGCUAGUGCUCGUCUGGCAAGGGCUGUGCAAAAGGCACGCGAUCUGCAUUGUCCUUUAAAUCUAGGCAAUGCUGCUUUGAGCGUGUUGUUCAUGGCCAAGAAGUCGGGGUUAGGGGCUGAGGGUAGUGCCCACGUGGUGAAGGUUUUUGAGAAAUAA
Molecule: messenger RNA, 1311 nt
Organism: Penicillium paradoxum
Lineage: Eukaryota; Fungi; Ascomycota; Eurotiomycetes; Eurotiales; Aspergillaceae
Exons: 3
Coding region: 1-1311 (436 amino acids)
Molecular function (GO): NAD binding; NADP binding; oxidoreductase activity
Source: RefSeq, a predicted model, not a curated record